Molecule: messenger RNA, 1231 nt
Organism: Phoenix dactylifera (date palm)
Lineage: Eukaryota; Viridiplantae; Streptophyta; Magnoliopsida; Arecales; Arecaceae
Source: RefSeq, a predicted model, not a curated record
UGCGCACCCUCAACCAAAAACCCCCAUGGAAAUGGAGCAAUCUUCGGGCUCCGAUCAUCACCCGGCCCCCUUCUUCCCGUGGGACCUCCUCCCCUUCGCCCUCCAAGAAUCCAUCCUCUCCCUCCUCCCCGUCUCCACCCUCGCCCUCUGCCAGUCCGUCUCCCGCUCCUGGCGCUCCACCAUCCGCUCACCCACCUUCCUCUCCUCCCUCCGCCGCCGCCGCCGCCACGCCGACGACCUCUACCUCAUCCUAUUCACCGACAACUUCUCCCGCGCCGCCGCCUACCGCCCCUCCGGCGACCGCUGGCUCACCCUCGCUCUCCCCCCCUCCCUCUUCUCCCCCCUCGCCUCCGCAGGCGGCCUCGUCGUGGCCGAGGACGACUGCGGCCGCCUCGCCGUCUACGACCUCUUCUCCGGUGCCUCCCUCGCCCUCCUUCCUAACAUGGCGAGCGUUCUCCAACCCUACGCCCUCGCUCUCAUCGAUGAAUUCCCCUGGCCCCAUUACACGAUCGUCGCCGUCAGCACCGGCGAUCGCGUCUAUUCACAGGUCUUCGACUCCCGUUCUGGCCGGUGGGAGCUCAAGGGUCAGUUCCCCGGCCGAUUCGCCGUCCUCGGCAAUGCCGUGUUAUUGGAUGGCCUACUGCUCGUCCUCAGCCAAGGGCCCGAUCAUCUAUUGACCUUCGAUCCGAUCGGCGGCGAUUGGAACCUCAUAGACGUGGCGAUGCCGCCGGUUGUUUGUUCCCAUAUCUUUGAUCUUGAACAUUGUUUGUUCUUGGUUGGGGGCCUGGAGGAGGUGGGAUGCAUGGCUAGGGUUGGGAUUUGGGAGCUCGAUUGGCCAAAGAAAGAAUGGAGGUUGAUCUGCUUCAUGCCUGAUGGAUUUUUCAGAAAAUUUGGAGGUCGCAGGCUCGAUCAUUUCGAGACGGUAGCUCGGAGGGGGAUUGUUUGUUUCUACAACACUCUAGAUGCUGCUGUGUUAAUGUUUGAUUUGCCUGCAAGGAGGUGGUGGUGGCCGCCGCCGUGUGAUGUAAUCACUAGGAGCAGAAUGUUUUGGUUUGGGCAUGCGAUAGAGCCUCGUAUCGAUCUGUUGAAAGGAUCCAGUGGAAGGUAAACAGAUGACAAGGGGUAAUAUUUCUUGGGAAUUAUCUCCUUUGUUCUUCAGGAGGUUGUAAUUAUUUGACCUCAUACAAAAAAGGAAAGAUUAUUCUAUAUUUUAUCAUUUUCUUAAUUUUUU